Molecule: messenger RNA, 1347 nt
Organism: Bactrocera dorsalis (oriental fruit fly)
Lineage: Eukaryota; Metazoa; Arthropoda; Insecta; Diptera; Tephritidae
Exons: 1
Coding region: 295-726 (143 amino acids)
Cellular component (GO): intracellular membrane-bounded organelle; membrane
Molecular function (GO): heme binding
Source: RefSeq, a predicted model, not a curated record
UCGAUUGGCAUUCAGCGGCUUGAAUCGGUGCAAAGUGAAUCGUUGUGUCGGCAGAAUAAAAACCUCAUAAGACAAAUAUAAAUAUAAUACUAUAUAAUAAGAAAAGUGGUAAAAGUUAUGAUCUAAAUCACACACGUUUAAAAUAGUGUUAGCAUAACGCGUGAUAAGUUUUGAAAGUGAAAGGAGACGAUAUCGAAAGUGAAACUAAAGACAGCUAAUAAAUAAAGCAAAUAAUAUAAGCUUAAGACUUUUAAAUAAAAACCUAAUUGAACUUCAACUUCAAAUUUAACCAAAAUGACUUCUGCUAUCAGCAACUUACUGCAGAGCUUGCGUCUCAACUCGGCGUUGAAAAAAUCCAACAGUACUUCCGCAAAUCCUGCGCUGCAUAAAACAUUCCCACAGGAACCCAGCAAUGGCCUGCUACCGCGCGGCCUUGCCGAAAUACCGCUGUCCGUUGUGGCACAACAUGAUGAGUACUCCGACUGUUGGAUUGUCAUUUACGAUCGCGUUUAUGACGUCACACAAUUUCUACGCGAUCAUCCCGGUGGCGAGGAUAUCAUAAUGGAGCAUGCCGGCCGCGAUGCAACUUUGGCUUUCCAUGGCACUGGACACUCACGCUCGGCGAUCGAACAAAUGGGCGACUAUCUGAUCGGUGAAUUACCGCCCAAGGAGCGCAUCUUCAGCAAGGGUAGCGCGAAAGUGCUAUCUAUUGACGUGCCGCAGUGAAAGUAGAGAGCGGAAGAGAGAAAGGAAGUGUUUGAAAAACUGAUCACGCUACUCACUGUACAACCGUUCACAUGUAUGAUAAGGCACAUGUAUGAUAAGCUUUGCGCUCACUCAUUCUGAUACUAGCACUGCACUCACUUGUUCCUAUAUUAGAUUUGGUGUCGGCACCUGAUAACCAAUUCGAAUUAGCUAGUGCCAGCUGAAUCUUAUCACUUUUGGCGAAGAAAUUCUACGCUUUAAUAAGACCUGUGACCCAUAAUUUAAGAUACGUGAGUGAAUUAGAACGUGAUUUCCAAAGUUUAGACAUUCAAACGCAGAUAGUAUAGAAAUGUAAUUGUGUAUGUGGGAUGAAAUAAUUCUCAGAAUUUUUCUACAACGUAGAAAAUCAUGUAACUAAAUAUGUAUAGUUUGUAACUACAUAAUAACCAUAGCUUUAUAUUUUACAAAUUUGUAAACGAACAUACACAUGUACAUACAAAUUCCAAUCAAAACUGCUUUUGAUGUGACAGCUUUCUUCAAUGCAAUUCCUGUUUACAAUGUAGUAUUGUUGUUGCAUUUAUAAUUACGUUGUGUACUUAAGUAUCAAAUAGUUUAAAAACAGAACAUUCAAACAGAAAUUUA